CAAAACACUGCACCAGUCAUCAUCAAUCCUCCACUCCGAUCUGAUAUUCCUUGCAACGCGGGACAGAACGAGAAACGAUUUUCACAUCUACGAAACUCCACCCGAUCGCCUAUCGCCAAUCCCCCGCAUCCGUCUCUGCCCCUCGCUAGUGAUUAUAUCAACUACUGGAUUACUAUACCGGACAUUCAUCUUUGAAACCUGAGGCCAUCAUCGUUACAUACAAACAAUGGCCGUCGGACUGAAGAACCUCGUUCCCCUCCUGAUCCUCUUUGUCGUCAUCGGCGUCAUCGCCGUCGUUGGCUUCGUCGCAUACGGCAUCAUACAGGAGGUCAGCAACCAGACAAGAGCGAAGAUGGAGAAGAAGCAUAUCAUGUUCAACAAGGACGGCCUCAAAGUCGAAGUGAAGGAGUUGACCGAUGAGGCGUACAGGGAUCGCAGCCAGAGUGUUCUCGUCAACAUGUGGAACCACACCUCCUUCCCAGCUUACAAGAGCCGGCUUUGGGGAAACGGAUCCGGAGCGGAAGCAUCGAAGAGAAAGUAGUGAGUGCACAUAGUAUCCCCGUGCCGUAUUUCUUCACCACGUAUCCUUCUAACGGCAUUCGUUUUCUAUGCAGAUAUUCUCCGCAGACCGUUCCCUGAGCAGUUUGAAUUGUUGAUCUAAAAGGAACCACGGCGUUCGGGCCCCUCAUAGCAGGAUUCUCUUCUUGUUCAUUCUAAAGCG
Paecilomyces variotii is the source of this 721-nucleotide messenger RNA. RefSeq lists its product as hypothetical. The record is from RefSeq and is a predicted model, not a curated record. The transcript has 2 exons. The coding region runs from base 227 to 541 and encodes 104 amino acids. Lineage: Eukaryota; Fungi; Ascomycota; Eurotiomycetes; Eurotiales; Thermoascaceae.